AUGGAAAGCUUGCACUCAGUAGAGUUAGAAAGUUCCGAUUCACACCAGAAGGCGACCUCCAUCAAAGAACCAGAAUCAGUUUCAAACGAAUAUCCACAUGGUUUCCGACUGGUACUCCUUGUUGGAGCUGUUAUGUUGACUGUCUUCUUGACAUCUUUGGAUCAAGUGAGUAUACGACACUGCUUCAAGAUCACGAUUGUCGCUCAACGCACCGUAGACGAUCGUAGGAACAGCUAUACCCAAGAUCACAGAUGACUUCCGCGGCCUCAGCCAGGUAUCAUGGUACGGAUCAGCCUAUUUCAUGUGCCUCGGCGGGUUCUAGUCCUCCUGGGGAAAAGCCUUCAAAUACUUCCUCUUGAAGUCGACUUUCAUCACAUCCAUCCUACUCUUCGAGAUCGGCAGCUUGAUUUGUGGAAUAGCUCCGAACUCCAUUGUGCUCAUUGUUGGUCGAGCGCUCGCUGGAGUGGGAGGAGCAGGUGUUUCGACGGGUGGGACUAUUGUACUCGCCUUCUCUACCGAACCUGAAAAGCGACCAUUACUGAUGACGUUUGUUGGAGUCUCAUACACCAUAGCCUCUAUUUGUGGACCAGUCAUGGGAGGUGUGUUUACCCAGCGCCUUACCUGGCGAUGGUGCUUUUAUAUCAACCUCCCUCUAGGUGGAACAGCACUUGCCAUACUGGCCAUAAUUUUCCAUACUCCACCCUCCGCCAAGCCACUCAAGGGGAGCUGGAAAGAAAAGUUUCUGCAAAUGGAUCCCCUAGGUAUCGCCUUGACCAUGGGAUGUUUUGUAAGUUUCAUUCUCGCACUACAGUAUGGAGGACAAUCUCAUGCUUGGAAUAGCAGCGUAGUCAUCUGUUUACUUGUUGCGUUUGUUACUCUAUUGGCCACGCUGAUCGCUUGGGAAAUCUGUUAGGGCGAUUAUGCUAUGCUACCCCCCAGAUUACUGAAGCGGCGUGCACUGUGGGCAGGAUGUCUCUUUCAGCUCUUCUUCUCGGGCUCCUACUUCAUCCUCCUGUAUUACAUUCCGUUGUUUUUCCAGAGUAUCAAUGAGAUGGGCGCUAUCAGAUCCAGUUUAAGCAACAUGCCUCUGUUUCUCGCUUGUUGUUUCGGUAUUGUGACGGGAGGAAUGACUGUCACCAAGACCCAUCAGGCAGCACCCUUUAUGGUCAUCGGCUCCGCACUUGCAUCGGCUACAAUGGGCCUUGUAUACAUGGCGGAUGCGGAAACAAGUGAAGGGAUGUGGGUAGUCUACCAACUUCUUCUUGGGCUAGUUUUGGCGUUCCCUUUCCAAAAUGCCAUAAAUAUCGCGCACGCAGAUGCGGACCCAGAGGAUGUACCAACAGUGUCUUCUACUAUCUACUGUAAGUCCCACCUAUCGUUCAAAGUUUCAAGCCAAGCUGACUUCUGCAACCAAAUCUUCCAAGUCCUUGGAGGGGCAUUCAGUACUUCCGCAGCACAAUCAGCCUUUGUCAACAGGCUCGUUUCGAGCGUUAUUACAAACGCCCCCGAACUGAGCCCACAACAAUUGAUCUUCACCGGUGCCACAGAGCUUCGAUCCGUCUUUCCCCCGAGCAACUUCCUGGUGUCUUGCAGGCGUAUUUGGAUGGUAUCAAAGCGUCAUUCGCGGUCGCUAUUGGUAUGA
Hymenoscyphus albidus is the source of this 1642-nucleotide messenger RNA. Lineage: Eukaryota; Fungi; Ascomycota; Leotiomycetes; Helotiales; Helotiaceae. The record is from the annotation of a GenBank genome assembly.